This is a messenger RNA of Psilocybe cubensis, 423 nucleotides long. RefSeq lists its product as uncharacterized. The coding region runs from base 1 to 423 and encodes 140 amino acids. The transcript has 5 exons. NCBI's taxonomy places the organism in Eukaryota, Fungi, Basidiomycota, Agaricomycetes, Agaricales, Agrocybaceae. The record is from RefSeq and is a predicted model, not a curated record.
AUGUCCAACGCAAUGCAGAUUUCUGAUAGUCUUUUGUGCCUUAAACUCCGGCGUUCAUUUGCAGCCGACCUCUACGCUCGCUACUAUCUUUACCAUGGGUGCUUUGAAGGUCUCCUAACUACCUGUGCUCGUCGACUACAAGCACAUUUGAGUUGGCCAAAUGUGUCCCCCAGUCUCGGGCUCACUGAUGGCAUAAUCUCACAGCGUCUGAAAUGGAAGCCUUAUCGCGCAGUAUCAAAUUCUUUUUUGUCAGAGCAACGCCCGACCUGUGUUUCGCAAGCACUUAGUGCGACUGAAAAUAACCCACCUAAUUUUAGCAACGCUGUGCAAGCUAUCUAUCACUCGCACAAUAAUAGCAUCCUUCUUCGGUGCCAUGACGCUCGAUAUAUCCACUUGUCGGUUUUCUACUUUGGCAGCAGAUAA